Messenger RNA from Hyphopichia burtonii NRRL Y-1933, 990 nucleotides. Its product is annotated as cleavage polyadenylation factor subunit. Bases 1 to 990 code for a protein of 329 amino acids. The transcript has a single exon. Gene Ontology annotation, cellular component: mRNA cleavage and polyadenylation specificity factor complex. NCBI's taxonomy places the organism in Eukaryota, Fungi, Ascomycota, Pichiomycetes, Serinales, Debaryomycetaceae. Gene Ontology annotation, molecular function: RNA binding. The record is from RefSeq and is a predicted model, not a curated record.
AUGUCAAAUAGCAGUGACGAAGAGGAGAAUCUUUACAGCUCUGACGAAGAGUCUCAGCCAGUGACCAAGAAACAAAAGGUGAGUGUUGGAGGUGGCUCCAAAAGUACAUCAAAAGAAGCAGGAGACAAAGAAGGUUCAGAUGAGCUAGCGAAGUUCGAAAAGAACAAGAAGGAAGAAGAUGAAAAAGAGGCUGGUGAAGAAGAAGAAGAAGAUGAUGAUGAAGAUGACGAAGAUGACGAAGAGGAAGAUUCCGACGAAGAUAUAGAGUUUGUCAUAGGAGAUAGUGGCCCUAAGCCUUCCACAACAACCACUACUAGCACAGGACCAAUAAAUGAAACAAUAGCAUCUGUUAAUGAUGACGAAGGCGAAGCUGAUACAGAAAACAAGGUUACAUCAGGUACUCCAACCAUAACAAAUAAGGAAUCAACCAUUGAUAUAAAUUCAGUUGCUGAAUUUGAAGGCAAACCAUUGACACAAGUUGACUUAGCAAAACUAAAAGAUAAGCCAUGGAGAUUUCCAGGGGCUGAUAUAUCAGAUUAUUUCAAUUACGGGUUUGACGAAUUUACAUGGACGGCUUACUGUUGCAAACAAGAUAAGUUACGAGGUGAAUUCAAUCCUCAAAAAGUUAUGGCUUCAAUAAUGAGUGGACCUUCGCCUGCGGGUCCACCAGGUGGUAGCGCAUCCAAUACACCUCUGAAUAAAACAUCAAACUUACAGUCACCACCGGUUGGUAUGCCACCAAUGGGUAUGAUGCCAGGGGGUAUGCCAAUGGGUAUGAUGCCAAAUAUGCCAGGUAUGCCUAAUAUGCCCAAUAUGCCAGGAAUGCCUAAUAUGCCAGGUAUGCCAGGUAUGCCAGGUAUGCCGGGUAUGCCACCUCAACUUCCUAAUUUCCCAAACAUGGCUGGAUUACCAAAUUUACCUAAUUUCAACAGUAAUAAGACUGGUCAAAUUGGCUUUGGAGGAGCACCUAACCAACAAAACAGACGAUAA